CAACCCACCCACCACCCACCCCAACCCCAACCCCCCCCACCACCACCACCCCCACACCCCCCCCCCCCCCACCCCCCCCCCCCCAAAAACCACCCCACCAACCAACCAACCCCCACACCCCCCCCCCCCCCCCAAACCCCCAACACACCACCCACCACCCCACCCCCCCCCCCCACCCAACACCCAAACCCAAACCCACACACACCCCCCAACCCCCCCCCCCCACCCCCCCCCCCCCCAAAACCAAAAACCACACCCCCCCCCCAACCCCCCACCCCCACCCCCCCCCCACCCCCACCCCCCCCCCCCCCACACCACACACCACCCCCCCCCACCCCCCCCCCAACCCCACCCCCCCACCACACACCACCACCCCCCCCCCCCCCCCCACCCCCACCACCCCCACCCCCCCCACACCCACCCCCAACACCCCCACCCCCACCACCAACCCCCCCCCCACCAAACCCCCACACAACCCCCCACCCCACAAACACCCCCAAAACCACCCCAACACCACCCCCCCCCACCCCCCCCCCCCCCCCCCCCCCCACCCCCCAACACCACCCCCCCCCACCCCCCACCCCACACCCCCCCCCCCCCCCCAAAACCACCCCACCACACCCACCCAAAAAACCCCCCCCCCCCCCACCCCCCCCCACAACCCCCCACCCCCAACCCCACCCAACACCCCCCCCAACCCCCCCCACCCCCCCAAACCCCCCCCCCCCCACAACCCACCCCCAACCACCCACCACACCCCCACCCCCCCCCCACCCCCCACCACCAACCAAACCCCCCCCCACACACCACACCCAAACCCCCCACCCCCCCAACCCCCCACCCCCCCCACACACCCCCCCCCCACCCCACCCCCCCACCCCCCCCCCCCCCCCACCCCCCCCCCCCAACCCAACCACCCAACACCACCCCCCCCCCAACCCCCCCACACCCCCCCCCCAACCCCCCCCACCCCCACCAACAAACCCCCACACACCCCACCACCCCCACCACCCCACCCCCCCCCCCCCCCCCCCCAACCCACCCCCCCCCCCCACCCAACCCACCCACCCCCCACCCCACCCCCCACACCCACCCCCCCCACACCCCACACCCCCACCCCCCCCAACCCCCCCCCCCCCCCCCCACCCCCCCCCCCCCCCCACACCAACCCCCACACCCCCAACCCCACAACCCCCCCCCCCCCCCCACCACCCCACCACCCCCCCCCCCCCCCCCCAACACCACCCCCCCCCCCCCCCAAACACCCCCCCCCCCAAACCCCCACCCCCACCCCCCCCCCCACCCCCCCCCCCACCCCCACCCCACCACCAACCCCCCCCCCCCCACACCCCCACCCAACCCCCACCCCACCCCCCCCCCCCCCCCCCACCCCCACCCCACCCCCCCAAACACCCACCACCCCCCACACCCCACCCCCCCACCCCCCCCCCCCCCCCCCCCCCAACCCACCCACCCCCCACCCCCCCCACCCCCCAACCCAACCAACCCCCCCCCACCCCCCCCACCCCACCCCCACCCCCACCCCCCCCCCCCCCCAAACCCCCACCACCAAACCCCCCCCCCCACCCCAACAACCACCCCACCCCCCCCCCACCCCCACCCCCCCCCCCACCCCCAAACCCCCCCCCCCCCCCCACCCCACCCCCACCACCCCCCACCCCCCCCCCACCCAUCCCCCCCCCCCCCCAACCAACCCCCAACCCCCCCACCCCCACCAACCAACCCCCCCCCCCAACCCCACCCCCCAAACAACCACCACCCACCCCCCACCCCCCCCCCCCACCCACC
This is a messenger RNA of Homalodisca vitripennis (glassy-winged sharpshooter), 1809 nucleotides long. Its product is annotated as basic proline-rich protein-like. Lineage: Eukaryota; Metazoa; Arthropoda; Insecta; Hemiptera; Cicadellidae. The record is from RefSeq and is a predicted model, not a curated record.